This is a messenger RNA of Nipponia nippon (crested ibis), 1248 nucleotides long. The record is from RefSeq and is a predicted model, not a curated record. NCBI's taxonomy places the organism in Eukaryota, Metazoa, Chordata, Aves, Pelecaniformes, Threskiornithidae.
AUGGGGUGGGCGAGCAAGGAGAACCCCGAGAGCGUCCGGGUGAAGGCGGAGCGAGGCGAUGGAGAGGAUGAGGAGGCGACGCGGGACGAAGGCUGCGAGAACUGGAGGCGGGAAGGCGGCGGAAUUGGGGAGGAAUGGGGAGAAAGCACCGGCGGCGGGAAUCGGGAUGAGCGGAGCGAAAGCGAGCCCCAAGCGAAAGCCAAAGCCAAGCGGAAGCCCCACAAGUGCGAGGAGUGCGGCCGGGUUUUCAACUGGAGGAACCACCUCGUCCGCCACCGGCGCCUCCACACGGGCGAGAGGCCCUACAAGUGCUCGGUCUGCGGGAAGGGCUUCAACGACGGCUCCCCGUUGCUCAUCCACGAGAUGCUGCACCGGGGCGAGAAGCCCUACAAGUGCUUGGUUUGCGGGAAGAGCUUCAGCCAAAGCUCCCACCUCAUUUCCCACCAAGCGGUCCACACCGACGAGAAACCCUACGUCUGCCCCGACUGCGGGAAGAGCUUCGCCCGGCAGCAAUACCUCCUCAUGCAUCGCCGGGUCCACACGGGCGAGAGGCCCUACGGGUGCCGGGAUUGCGGGAAGAGCUUCCGGAAGAGUUCCGACCUGGUCAGGCACAAGACGGUCCAUACGGGCGAGAAGCCCUUCAAGUGUCCCAUCUGCGGGAAGGGCUUCACCCAAAAUUUCCGCUGUAACGCCCACAAGAAGGCCCACGGCAAGGAGGAGGUCGACCAGCCGACGGCUCCGUCCCGGGACGCCCGGCAGAGCAGCCGGGAGACCGCGGAGCAGCCCCACGAGCCCGGGAAGGGCUUCGCCGACGCCUCCCCCCUCGCGUCCCACCAGCCGGAGAAGCCCGGCGCCCGGCCCGGCCCGGCGAUAAGCCCGGAGCUUUUCCAGCAGAGCCCGCGCCAGGCUGAGAAAUCCCAUCUCUGCUCCGAGUGCGGGAAGGGCUUCACCCGGCGCUUCAACCUCAAGCUCCACAAGAAGCUCCACACCGGGGAGAGACCCCACAAAUGCCCCGAGUGCGGCUUGAGCUUCACCAACACCUCCCACCUCAUCGUCCACCAGCGGAUCCACACCGGGGAGAGGCCCUACCGCUGCCACCUCUGCGGGAAGGGCUUCACCAUGAGCUCCAAAUGCCUGGAACACGAGCGGACCCACACCGGGGAGGCUCCCUACCGCUGCUCCGACUGCGGGAACUGCUACAGGACCAAGGUCUCCUUGAUCUCCCACAUGAAGACGCACGUGGAUUGA